Molecule: messenger RNA, 986 nt
Organism: Emiliania huxleyi CCMP1516
Lineage: Eukaryota; Haptophyta; Isochrysidales; Noelaerhabdaceae
Exons: 1
Coding region: 399-680 (93 amino acids)
Source: RefSeq, a predicted model, not a curated record
CAGCAGGAGGGUGCUGCUUCUGUCCGUCUUUCUGUCUCGCUCUCCACAUGCCCACUCCUGGCGUGUCUCUCGCCGCGCUCGCCGGCGCGACGGUCCGCGGGCCCUGGCCGGCGACGAGGACUGUGCGCGCCGAUACGCUCUGGAAGGGCGAUCGGCCGACCGUCGUCUACGCCGUGCGCCGCCUCGGAUGACCCUACUGCCGCCGGCUGGCGGCUGACCUGACCGCGCUGCGGCCAGAGUUUGAGCGUGCCGGCGCGCGGCUGGCGGUGAUCACCUCGCUCGACACCGGCGUGCAGGAGUUUGUGGACGCCGUCUGGCCGGGCGGCGAGGUUUGGGUGGACGAGGAGGAGGCCUUCAAGAAGGCGAUCCACGGCGGGCGCGGCGCCUCUGUGCGCAACAUGUGGCUGCUCAAGCCUUGGGUGCUGAAGAACGUGGUGUCCUACGCGCGCUCCUUUGGCUCGAGCACGGCCGACGUCUCUGACGCAAAAACAAAGCUGCUCGGUGGAACCUUCGUCGUGAGGAACGGAGAGGUCGUUUACACGCACCGCGAGACAUCCAGCUUCGACAACGGCGACGCGAGGGAGGUGCUUGCGGCGGCCCUCGGCACGACUGUCGCCGGUCUCGCCGCGAGGCUGCCGCCGCCGACCCCGAGCGAGGCCGCCGUGUGCUCGCGCGAGUAAGCCCGAGUAGCGUGCCCUGCGCCAGUUGCUGCACGCCAGUCGCUGCCCGCCGCGCGCCCUCGUGGGAAGCUGCUCUGCUGCAUGACCGCCGCCCCGCUAAACGCUCGCCGACUGCGAGACGCGGGGAGGCGCGAGGAGACAAGCAGAGCGGCGCGUCUCGACGGACGCGAUCGCCGUACGCCGAUCCGGGUGGACGGCGCUCGUGGAGCGCGCGACCGGGGGCGUAGCUGACCGUGCGGCGGACGCGCGCGUGUCCAAAAUUGUUCAGUUUCGGUGAAUCUGCCUGACACACAAGCAUCAUAAAAG